Schistosoma spindalis is the source of this 1481-nucleotide messenger RNA. NCBI's taxonomy places the organism in Eukaryota, Metazoa, Platyhelminthes, Trematoda, Strigeidida, Schistosomatidae. The record is from the annotation of a GenBank genome assembly.
CAUUUUUUGAGUUCAAGGUUGUUACGUUGAAAAAAUCAAUUUACCUUGAUAUCAAGCUUUGAAAACUUUGAGAGUAUAUAAUACGAUAUGCAAACAAUUCAGCCUACUGAGAAUCAAACUCCAAGAAUUGAACUCGAUCAGAACAAUGGCGUUACAGAAAAAUCCUCGGAAUCAAUAUCUCUGAACAAAGAAAUAAUAAGUUCAAGUUUGUGUUGUGUAAACGAAACAAUUGACGGGUUAUCAUAUGCCCCAGCUAAAUUUAUUUGCAAUGACAGAUUGCUAACGAAUAUCGACGCGCUGAAGGGAUUUAUAUUUUUGCGUUACAUUAACAUAGGAUUCAAUCGCAUAGUCAAUUUAAGACCAUUAUAUUGUUUAAACAAUCUGACUGUGUUAAGAGCAUCAUAUAAUGAAAUAGAAGAAUUUCCUUGUGGAAAUUGGCCCUCGUUAACACACUUAGACUUAAGAAACAAUCGUAUUAAAAGGCUGACAACUGUAAAUUACCCAAGAUUGUUGGUUCUAUUCCUUGACAAUAAUCAGUUACGUAGACUGACCAGUCAAACUGAUGGAUCAUGUUAUCUAAAUGAUUAUAGUGUGCCGAAAAUGCAUACUCUUGGAUUAUCACACAAUUUAAUUGAGGUUGAAGAUACUAUAAUAAAUGAUUCUAAUAUCAAUAUAGCAAUUGGAUUGGAAUUGAAAAAUCUAAAAGCAUUAUAUCUUGGUUAUAACAAACUAAUUAGUUUUGGAAAUUAUAAAUUAAAAAAUGGAAAUGUACAAAAUUCACCAAAUGAACUAAAAUACACUACUAAUGAUCAAAAAGAGCAAAGUUAUAAUCACAAUUCCCUAAUUGGAUAUCUUCCAAAUCUAUCUGUUUUACACAUAAGAAGUAGUGGAUUAAUCAAUCUGGAUGGAAUAACACCUGAAUGUUUACCAAGAUUAGAAUAUUUAAAUGUUAGAUGUCCGAAUUUGCGUACCUGGUUUUCAGUGGUACAUUUUGUGUGCACAGAGCAGUCAUGCUAGCAAGCUGUGGAACUAAGGUAGGUGAAAUGCAGUUCCAGCCUUGAUGUAAUGUAAGUUGAAUUCAGUGUUGAAAAGCGUCGUAACAAUCACAUACAUUAAAAUGUCUGGAGUGAUAAAAACUAAUAUUUCAAACAAAAACUAUUGAAGUGUUGUUUAUACCAAAAAUAAAACUACCUCUUAAAACAUUCGCAACUCUUUUGAUUGCUAUUACAAAAUGAAAGUGGGCCAAACACCAUUCGCCAAACGAUAGGUGCGCGUAACUGGCUUGCGUUUGCUAAUAAUAUAUAAACUACCUAUAUGCUCAUAUAUAUACAACACAAAUUCUUUUUUAAACUUACUAAAACGUUGCACAGGUGCAAAUUUAAAAAUAUUAUCACUAACUGAGAGAUACAUUUUAUGCCCUGUUACAAUAAAAAUUUCUGAUAAAUAAUCUAACUAGCUCAGUAUAUAAAGUACCAUUGCUU